Magallana angulata is the source of this 1520-nucleotide messenger RNA. Its product is annotated as ubiquitin thioesterase OTUB1-like. Gene Ontology annotation, molecular function: cysteine-type deubiquitinase activity; ubiquitin binding. The record is from RefSeq and is a predicted model, not a curated record. The transcript has 8 exons. The coding region runs from base 46 to 825 and encodes 259 amino acids. Gene Ontology annotation, cellular component: nucleus. Lineage: Eukaryota; Metazoa; Mollusca; Bivalvia; Ostreida; Ostreidae. Gene Ontology annotation, biological process: protein K48-linked deubiquitination.
CCUCCAAUUUUCUCUACUUUCACAUUGACAACUUUCGGAACAUUCAUGAUGGCGGAAAAACCGUUUCAAUUUGAUCCAGAGAAGAAUUAUGAUGAGCAAACUUUGGCCCAACAGUCUGAGAUAGAAAAAGAGAUUGCAAGCAGUCAAGCAAUUAUUGGCAGUAGGAUUGGUUUUGAUGAAUUCAGUGCAGAGUAUUCGGAGGAAGAUCAAAUCUACCUUCACAAAUUACAGGAUUUAAAGAAUCGGUUCUCGUGUGUUCGCAAAGUGCGAGGGGACGGCAACUGUUUCUAUAGAGCUUUCGGUUUCCGAUACUUUGAGACACUAGUAGAAGACAAAACAGAUUUCAAAAGGUUUAAGGACAUUGCACAAAAAACAAGAGAUGACCUGGUCAAACUGGGAUUUCCAGAGUUUACAAUUGAUGACUUCCAUGAAAAUUUUAUGGAUGUAGUGAACAAAUUAGAGAGCUGUACAGUUGACGACCUUCUACAAACCUUCAAUGACCAGGGGUUAUCUGACUACCUUGUAGUAUUCCUUAGGUUGGUGGUUUCUGGACAUUUACAAAAGGAAGCUGAUUUCUUCAGUAAUUUCAUUGAAGGAGAAAGAGGAAUCAAAGAAUUCUGCAAUCAGGAAGUGGAGCCAAUGGGAAAGGAAAGUGACCACAUUCAGAUAAUCGCCCUGACAGCAGCUCUGGGGGUGCCGGUGAGGGUAGAGUACAUGGAUCGUGGGGAGGGGGACCAGUGUAACCACCAUCACUUCCCAGAGGAUUCCAACCCAGUGGUCACCCUGCUAUACCGACCCGGACACUAUGACAUCUUGUACACCUGACACACUAUGACAUCUUGUACACCUGACACACUCGGCAUCUUGUACACCUGACACACUAUGACAUCUUGUACACAUGACACAUUAUGACAUCUUGUACACCCCACACACUGUGACAUCUUGUACACAUGAUACAUUGUGACAUCAUGUACACCCCACACACUGUUACAUCGUGUACACCCCACACACUGUGACAUCGUGUACACCCCACACACUGUGACAUUGUGUACACCCCACACACUGUGACAUCUUGUACAUGUGACACACUAUGACAUCUUGUACACCUGACACACUAUGACAUCUUGUACACGUGACACACUAUGACAUCUUGUACACCCCACACACUGUGACAUCUUGUACACCUGACACACUAUGACAUCUUGUACACCUGACACACUAUGACAUCUUGUUCACACGACAUAACAUGACAUCUUAUGCACUUGACACUGGUCUGUACUUGAUAAAACACUGAGGCCAUUGCUGUCAGUGAAAAAUAUUUUUUUUUAACAAUUUUGUCAUUGAAUCUGUAAUGUGAUAUGGUAGUUAUUUUACAAUUACAUAACAAUUACAUAAGAUUUUUGUAAAGGCCAUGUGAAUAUGUGUUUACAUCUGUGUAAGAAGUACUUGUUUAUGUUCGUUUAAAUUUCACUUCUGCAUGUAUCUGUGAAUGAAUAAAUAUCAGUACACAAAUAAUAAAA